GGCGGGCCCACACAUAUAUCCUAACCCGGAAUGUCAUUCAAUGCAUUCCCCCCGGCAGUCGUGUAAAAGCGCCUCAGUAGUUUUAACUGCGUUGUGAAGAAACAAUGGUUCGUGUCGAAAUCGUCGCUGUGGGACUGCUGAUGCUGGUCGCUACCGCCGACGCCGACUUGAGUGGCUGGAGUUUCUGGAGCAAGUUUGCCAGACCGUGGGAAAUAUUUAUCAGGAAUUCCUAUGAUAUACGCAAGGCCGUCAACCUCACCGACAGCAACAGCGACGGCGUCGUCACACUUGAAGAAAUCAGGGGAGACAUAACUAAGUUAGACGCUGAUGGUGACGGCCGUGUGACCCGUGCUGAGUUUGUCCGCUACAGCGUGGAACAAUUUGGCGCCAACAUCGCCAUUGCCAACAAUUACUUCGACGAUUAUGACCUGAACGCCGACAACUACCUGACAGCCGAGGAUGUGGAUAUGAUUGCUCCAGUGAUGACGUUGUUGGACUCAAACAAGGACGAGGAACUGAGCAGCUACGAACUGAUCAUAGGCCUGCGUCAGAGGGACUUGGCGGCGCAGAAGAAGGCCGAAUGCGCGACCUACUACAUCUACCGUCUUCCUCCGCGUGAGAUGAAGUUGCAGAAAAAGAAGUGCGCGUCGAAGAAGCUGUAAAACUGUCACAAGAAAGGCAUGUAACUUUGGUACUGUAUAAAAUAAGGAUACACGUGUUUGUAAAUAAACAUCAUUGCUCAGUCUCUCAAGCAAUUAA
Haliotis rufescens (red abalone) is the source of this 759-nucleotide messenger RNA. RefSeq lists its product as uncharacterized. NCBI's taxonomy places the organism in Eukaryota, Metazoa, Mollusca, Gastropoda, Lepetellida, Haliotidae. Gene Ontology annotation, molecular function: calcium ion binding. Bases 105 to 662 code for a protein of 185 amino acids. The record is from RefSeq and is a predicted model, not a curated record. The transcript is spliced from 6 exons.